AUGGGUGGGGCUGAUUAGAGUUGAUGGGUGUGGUUAUUGAUGAUGUUCACAAGAAGGUUUUAUAGAUCUAACCUUUCUAGAAGCAUUUAUUAUUUAUUAAGAGGUCAUUCAUCUUCACCAGCUGUACCAUGUGUGACAUCAGCCAAAGCUCCACCCACAGGCACGCCCACAAUAGCUCCAAUUGCAAUGAUAUCCUUAUUAGGAAUAUUUAAGCGGGAGGAAGAAGAGGAGGAGGAGGAAGAGGGUGCGGUUCCGUUAUCAUUCAAAAUAUUGUAUUUUAAAGCUAAAUCGUGUAUAUCUGAGGGUGAUUAUAAUUCUGCUGAGUCAGCACUACAUAACGGACUUCACAUACUUCAAUUAUCAACUUAUUCAAACACACGCCCAUUUAUGGAAGCAAUGGCUGCUACCACUUAUGAAUUGGGAGAACUGUAUGUGAUUAGAAGAGAUUGGGAAAAGGCUGUCAAUAGCUAUACAGAGACGAUAAGGUUGAUGACUCUGUGUGAUAUUUCACUGGAAAAUCCUCAAGUUAUUGAACUAUCUUUAAAAGUGGGAAAAACACUUUGUAAUAAGAAUGAUUACAGAGAAGCUGAGAAGACAUUUAACUUUACCCUCUCCUCUGCUUUGAAACUCGUUGAUGUAGAUCCAAGUGAUAAUAAUGUUGCUCUACUUGGCAUGUGCUAUCAAGCUAUUGGACAGUUCUAUCUAAUGUCCAAUGACUUCACCAAAGCUAUGGGAUAUUUUAAGAAAUCGCUAGAAAAGGCAAAAGAGGUCUAUGGCGAGCGAGACAGUCAAGUGGCCGUACUGAUGAGUGACACUGCAGCUGCUCUACAAGGAGGAGGCCAUUUUGAAGAAGCAGAGAAGAUGUGUCAGGAAGCAGUAGACAUGUUACUUGAUGUAGGCCCACCACACGAUAAUGAACACCUAGCAAUACUCCUCAUGAACUUAGCUGCUCUUAAAAAUGACAAUGGGAAGAAGGAGGAAUCAAUGGCUGUGUAUAAGAAAGCCUUGAGCUAUUCAAGAUCAUUGCCUGAUCAAUCGAUUAGUAAAGAAAUAAGAAGAAGACUGACUUUACUCAGAAAUGAGACACAACAGAAGUAGAAUACAAUCAACAUGUAACUGCAUGUGUACAUUUUAUUUUCAUUAAACAUUAUUUGAACAUUUAAAGUCAUUAUUUUGUAAAAAAGAGCUCUUAUACAAUUCAUUGUGUAAUAA
Amphimedon queenslandica is the source of this 1212-nucleotide messenger RNA. RefSeq names its product tetratricopeptide repeat protein 19, mitochondrial-like. The record is from RefSeq and is a predicted model, not a curated record. Gene Ontology annotation, molecular function: protein binding. Gene Ontology annotation, cellular component: mitochondrial inner membrane. Lineage: Eukaryota; Metazoa; Porifera; Demospongiae; Haplosclerida; Niphatidae. Bases 40 to 1098 code for a protein of 352 amino acids. Gene Ontology annotation, biological process: mitochondrial respiratory chain complex III assembly. The transcript has 9 exons.